Meloidogyne enterolobii is the source of this 420-nucleotide messenger RNA. The record is from the annotation of a GenBank genome assembly. NCBI's taxonomy places the organism in Eukaryota, Metazoa, Nematoda, Chromadorea, Rhabditida, Meloidogynidae.
AUGUUUUUAAGACAAAGUUUACCGUUACCACAAGAAACUUUGGAAAAAUUGGCAGUAGAAUUAGUUCUUGUACUUGACGAAGCACAAAGAGUUUCUGACUACGACACCGAGAUUACAAAAAUAGAAAAUGCCAUUGAAGAGAUUAAACAGGGUGGAAAAACCAUUUUCGAAGCAAAAAAUCAACGCUUAAAUCGCAAUUUAUUAAAAUUUGUUUUGUGGGGAAUUUUAAAUAUUGAAGGGCCAAAUGAUAAUUUAAAGAAGAAAAUAGCACUAGCUUUUGAGAGAUUGCACUCUGCUGAUGAAUUUAUUAAGCUUUACGGGGUAGAAGAUUCUGGGAGGAUACAAGUGGAGAAAUGUGUGAAGGAUGCUGAAGAUGGUGAGAGAAUAAUAAGGGAACUAUACAGUCGAACCUCGAUAUAA